This is a messenger RNA of Kockovaella imperatae, 1547 nucleotides long. RefSeq lists its product as hypothetical. Gene Ontology annotation, molecular function: phosphatase activity. Lineage: Eukaryota; Fungi; Basidiomycota; Tremellomycetes; Tremellales; Cuniculitremaceae. The transcript is spliced from 18 exons. Gene Ontology annotation, cellular component: cytoplasm; nucleus. The record is from RefSeq and is a predicted model, not a curated record. Gene Ontology annotation, biological process: DNA damage response. The coding region runs from base 72 to 1502 and encodes 476 amino acids.
CGGACUUUCAAUGUCCGACUUUGUCUUGGUAUAUUAUUGAUAUUCGAAAGAUCCUCUGACCCGGAGGCGGCAUGGUGCAGCUAUACGAAUGUCCAUAUCCUAGAGUCUCACCACAAGACAAGCAUAGCUUCGCCUACGUGACGUUGAUCAAACGAUGGCCAACUAUCCUUCCUGGAGUCAUCAACACCGUUUCCAACGUCAAUCAUGAGCUGCACAGUCAAUCCAGUCCCGAAGCUCAGGACAAGCUCACAGAGGGCAAGGCAAUCAUAUCCAAAAUCUCCGCGUUAAAACAUGACAUGGGUCGGAACGGACAGCUAGUGGAUAUUGAGAACGACGGACAGGGAAAUGUCGACUGUUACAAUCGAGAGCUGGCCACGUUCACAGGGGAUCAACGAGGAUGGUCACACGUCAAUUGGCUCUUUGCCGAGUGCUACCUCUAUCGACGGCUGAGGAACUUCUUUGCUCUAACCAAACACUGGCGCGACUUUGACCCAUUCUUCCCCUCCAAAGCAGAGACGUACAAAUCGAGCUCCGCCGCCAUCAUCCAUUUAGCAAAAGCACUGAAUACCCUUGUGAGGCGGACAGACUUGAGCCAGGACUUUGAGAGGGAGGGCUCGGCCUUGGAAAUCGCGUUCCUGGAAAUGGUCCAAGCGGACCUCUGGGGGAACGCCACUGACCUCUCAUUACUGGUUGAUCUGAAGUAUGAAGACCUCCAAAAGCUGCAAGCUGUUGGUGCUGCUGCGCAGGCCGAGCAAGCCAAGUACAUACUCCGGAAUGACCUGCCGAAAGUGUGGGAAUACUUGAAGACAGUAAAAGACGGACGAUUGGAUAUCGUCAUGGACAACGCCGGAUUCGAGCUCUACACGGACUUCAUUCUGGCAGAUUUUCUCAUAUCAUGUACGCCCUUCGUCAAGGAGGUCGUAUUCCAUGGGAAGGCUAUCCCUUGGUUUGUCUCCGAUGUCCUACCGUACGACUUCACAUGGGCAAUUGACUCGCUUCUUGAUGUCUCUUUCUUCGCUUCAGCUUCCAAACCUCCAAAGGAGGGCGAGUCUGAAGAGCUAAAAACCCUGGCUACCAGAUGGAAGUCACAUUUAUCUUCGGGCAAAUUCAAACUUUCAGUCCCUCUGGAUACACCCCUCGGGGACGCGCAGAAUGAAGAGAUAGGAGGAUUCUGGACAACUCAGUACUCUUAUCAGGAUCUCCCGAAAGUCGCCCCGAAGCUGCUGGAAGAACUCCAAAAGAGCGACUUGGUUCUGUUUAAGGGCGAUCUAAACUACAGAAAACUGGUUGGAGAUGCUUGGUGGCCCACGACUACGCCUUUUGAGGAGGCGUUAGGGCCCCUUAAAGGCAAGAUCACUCUGCUGAGUUUGCGCACCAACAAGGCGGAUACGAUCGCUGGACUGCCAGAAGGUGUCGCCGAACGACUGAACAAGGAGGCACCAGAUUGGCGUACAUCCGGGAAGUAUGCUGUGGUGUCAUUCUGUGAGAAGCACGAGUCAUGAAGCCUGUCGCAAUCCCAUCGCAUAUGCAUUCAUGUCACAGUAGCC